GCUCACCCUCCACGGCGCCCGAUCUCCCCUGUCCCCGCAGGACUGGCCAUGGAGCGCGAGGUCCAGCGGGUUCGCGCGGCGUUCGGGUCCGGCCGCUCGCGCCCCCUGACGUUCCGGCGGCGGCAGCUCGAGGCCCUGCGCGCGAUGGUGCAGGAGCGCGAGAGGGACAUCCUGGCGGCCAUUGCCGCCGACCUGAGCAAGAGUGAGUUCAACGCAUACAGUCAAGAAGUCAUCACCGUGCUUGGGGAGAUCGAUCUCGUGCUGGAGAAGCUUCCUGAAUGGGCUGCUGCUAAGCCAGCCCAGAAGAACCUGCUCACCAUUCUGGACGAGGCGUACGUCCAGCCAGAGCCCCUGGGGGUCGUGCUGGUUAUCGGAGCUUGGAACUACCCCUUUGUCCUCACCGUCCAGCCUCUGAUAGGGGCCAUCGCUGCAGGAAAUGCUGUGAUUAUCAAGCCUUCUGAAGUAAGUGAAAAUACAGCCAAGGUCUUGGCUAAGCUCCUCCCUCAGUACUUAGACCAGGACCUGUACGCGGUUGUUAAUGGUGGCAUCGAGGAAACCACGGAGCUUCUGAAGCAGAGAUUUGACCACAUUCUCUAUACGGGAAACACCGCUGUGGGAAGAAUUGUCAUGGAGGCCGCCGCCAAGCAUCUGACCCCGGUGACCCUUGAACUGGGAGGGAAGAGUCCGUGUUACGUUGACAAGGACUGUGACCUGGACGUCGCCUGCAGACGCAUCACCUGGGGCAAGUACAUGAACUGCGGCCAGACCUGCAUCGCCCCCGACUACGUGCUCUGCGAGCCGUCCCUCCAGGACCUGAUCGUGCAGAAGGUGAAGGAGGCCGUGAAGGAAUUUUAUGGAGAAAAUAUAAAAGAAUCCCCCGACUACGAAAGGAUCAUCAAUCUUCGUCAUUUUAAGAGGAUACGAAGUUUGCUUGAAGGACAGAGGAUAGCGUUCGGUGGGGAGACCGAUGAGGCCACACGCUACAUAGCCCCAACGGUACUCACUGACGUGGACCCUGAAACCAAAGUGAUGCAGGAAGAAAUUUUCGGACCAAUUCUUCCAAUAGUGCCUGUGAAGAAUGCAGAUGAAGCCAUACAAUUCAUAAAUGAACGCGAAAAGCCCCUGGCUUUCUACGUGUUUUCUCGUAACACUCAGCUCAUCAAGCGGAUGAUCGACAGGACGUCCAGCGGGGGCGUCACGGGCAACGACGUCAUCAUGCACUUCAUGCUCAGCUCCCUGCCCUUCGGAGGCGUGGGGUCCAGUGGGAUGGGAGCGUAUCACGGAAAACACAGCUUCGAUACUUUUUCGCAUCAGCGUCCCUGUUUAUUAAAAAGCCUGAAGCGAGAAGGCGCGAACAAGCUCCGGUACCCUCCCAACAGCCAGUCGAAGGUGGACUGGGCGAAGCUGUUCUUCCUGAAACGGUUCAACAAGGGGAGACUCGGGCUCCUGCUGCUGGCGCUCCUGGGCAUCCUGGUGGCGGCGCUCGUGAAGGCUGGGUGCUGCUGAAGAGUGAUCCGCGCUGCCUCCUCGUCCUCUCUACU
Messenger RNA from Kogia breviceps (pygmy sperm whale), 1541 nucleotides. It is a transcript of the gene ALDH3A2, whose product is annotated as aldehyde dehydrogenase 3 family member A2. Lineage: Eukaryota; Metazoa; Chordata; Mammalia; Artiodactyla; Physeteridae. Gene Ontology annotation, molecular function: aldehyde dehydrogenase (NAD+) activity; 3-chloroallyl aldehyde dehydrogenase activity. Gene Ontology annotation, biological process: aldehyde metabolic process. Gene Ontology annotation, cellular component: cytoplasm. The record is from RefSeq and is a predicted model, not a curated record.